Messenger RNA from Opisthocomus hoazin, 702 nucleotides. Its product is annotated as natural killer cells antigen CD94. Gene Ontology annotation, cellular component: plasma membrane. The record is from RefSeq and is a predicted model, not a curated record. Lineage: Eukaryota; Metazoa; Chordata; Aves; Opisthocomiformes; Opisthocomidae.
AUGGAGGACGAAGAAGGCUACACCGCUUUAAAUUUACGACCCUCAGCUUCAGUUAUUACUCCUGGAUAUUCAAGCAGCAACAAACGUUCUUCACUGAAGGCUCCGGCCAGUUGUGUUACAGUAGGCAGAGCCUAUACUUCAUCUUCCGUAUGGCGGUCAGCGGCCUUCGCUCUCUCCGCUUUGUGCCUGAUGCUGCUGACGGGGCUGAUAGCCCUGCUAGCCCUGUUUUUUCAGGUUUCCAAGGGUCCUGAGGAAGGAAACAAGCUGCAGGAAAUGACGGAAGCAUUGUGUUUUGAGCCAAAGGAGAACAACGAAACAAAAUGCGCUCUCUGUCCGGCAAGCUGGCAAAACAGUGGAGCUGACAACUGCUUCUACAUUUCAAAGCAGAAGAAAACAUGGAAGCAAAGCCAGGAGUUCUGUUCCUCGAGAAACUCCACUCUUCUUGUGCUAAAAGACAAAGCAAAGAUGGUUUCUUUGCCACAGGAUUCACAGUUUUACUGGGUUGGAUUAUCAUACAUAUCUGAAAGGAGAGGCUGGUACUGGGAGGAUGGAACAGCUUUUUCGAAAGAAGUGACGAACUGGGUUAUGUUGUAUGACAACAUCUUCUGUGCCUCCUUAUAUGGACAGAUUAUUUAUGCCACCCGCUCUUGUUCGACAAAGCAAUUCUGGAUCUGUGAGAAAGUGGCUGUUCAUUUCACCUGA